UCUGCCACUGUAGCCCUCCAAAUCCUACUCUAAAUUCUGGCUUUCAAUUCUGUCUCCCACUCUCCCUCUCUCUCUUCCCCACAUUACUCAGCUUCCCUCCGUUUUCUUUCAACAAAUCAAGAAAAUCUCCUGCAGAAAACAGUACAAAGUAAGAAAGAACGAAUCAGAGGAGUUGUUUAUUCUUUCUCUUGUACUGUUUGUCUUGCAUGGCAUCAGACGCUAAUAAUGCUUCAACAACCAAUGCCAAUUCCUCGACUUCAUCACCACAUCCCACACCCACCACCACCUCGUCAGGGUGCCACAGCCACCAACAUUGUCGCCACAAGGCUGCUCAUUUCCACCGCCGGCGAGGAAAGAGUGCUACUGUCUCCUUGGCCGGAGUAUUCCGCCGGAGAAGCCUCCUCUUGCGAUGCCUACUGGUGCUGCCACUCACUCUCUACUUUUCGGGUGUGAUCACAUUUACAGUGGGCCCCUUGCUUGCUAUUCUACGCCCGGCCCCACCACCUGGCUCGGUCUACCGCAGUCAUGAGGUGUUUGAGAAGCUUUGGCCCGACAUUCACUCCGAUAAUUCUUCUUCCAUUGAGUUGUCUUCUAUUUGGAGAUACAGAAGGAAAUUGGGAGAGCAGAAAUCCUGUCCAAAUGGAACUGCUCGCCAAGGAACUGAAUCUCCAACACUUGACCGGUAUUUGAUUAUUGAGGCUAAUGGUGGUCUUAAUCAGCAGCGAUCAUCGAUAUGCAGUGCAGUGGCCUUGGCUGGGCUUUUGGGAGCAACUCUAGUUAUUCCACGCCUCGAAUUUCAUAGUGUUUGGCAAGAUUCAAGUGAAUUUGCAGAUAUUUAUGAUGAAGAACAUUUCAUAUUUACCCUGAAAGAUUUUGUAACAGUAGUCCGGGAGCUACCUGAAGAAAUAAUGAAAACAUAUGAUUUUAACAUCAGCAGUAUACCAAAUAUUCGUGUCCAAGCUUGGGCUCCUGCCAGUUACUACUUAGGAGAAGUUUACCCAGUCUUGCUCAACCAGAGGGUUGUCCGCAUAUCUCCAUUUGCAAACAGGCUGUCAAUGAAUGUUCCACCUCAUAUUCAGUUUUUAAGAUGUUUGACCAAUUAUAAAGCUCUCAGAUUCUCUUCUGCCAUAUUGAAUCUUGCACAAAAAUUAGUCAAUAGAGUGACAGAGAAAAGCUCUUCCUAUGGUGGGAAGUAUGUUUCAAUUCAUCUCCGCUUUGAGGAGGACAUGGUGGCCUUCUCUUGUUGUUUAUAUGAUGGUGGAAAGUCUGAAAAAUUUGAUAUGGAUGCAAUACGAGAGAAGGGGUGGGGUAAGAAAUUCAAGAGCAGCGAUCAUGUGAUUUCACCUGGUCUUAAUCGCAUGAAUGGAAGGUGUCCUAUGACUCCUUUGGAGGUUGGGAUGAUGCUUAGAGGUAUGGGAUUUGCCAAUGACACGCCUAUUUAUUUGGCUUCAGGAAAAAUUUACCAGGCGGAUAGAAAUUUAAUGCCUCUUCGCAAGAUGUUCCCCCUAUUACAGACGAAGAACUUGCUUGCAACAGAAGACGAGCUUGCUGAGUUUCAGGGAUACUCUUCAAGGUUAGCUGCAUUGGACUAUGCUGUAUGCUUGUUUAGUGAGGUAUUUGUCAGCACUCAAGGUGGAAACUUCCCGCAUUUUCUGAUGGGUCAUAGGAGGUUCCUCUAUAAUGGCCAUGCUAAGACCAUCAAACCCAAUAAGCCCAAGCUUGCGCUUUUACUGCACAACACAAGCAUAAGAUGGGAUGCUUUUAAGAAUGAGAUGCAAUCAAUGCUUGCUGAAAUUGAUAAAAAAGGUACCGCUGUGCCCAUUGUCAAAAAAUCCAGGAGAAAGGCUUCCAUCUACUCAAACCCUUUGCCAGAAUGCAGGUGUCUAUUGGAAUCGAAGAACAUAUCCAGUGCAUUUAUGCUGAAGGCUGCUGAAUGAUGUGAAAUUGUACACUUAUAAAGCACUUUUGCAGAGUGGCUUCUCGCAUGCAGCAGACAAAGAUUAUCUGCUUUUACCAAUGAACAAAGAAAACUUUGCGGGCAUUGACUAUAAAGGUUGCUCAUGUGUACUAAAUCCCUUGAAUGCGAGCUUAGGGCUGGAUAAACUCCCUAUGGUGAUCAAUUGAUUUUUCUUUUUGCAAGGAAAGGUAGUGUAGAUGUUUGAGCAAAUUGUUUGUGUUGGGGAAGAAAAUUUUUGUAUUUUCUGGCAACUUCUGAGUAGAGGAUGUUGCAAGGAUUUUGUUAUCAGGUGAUUAUAAGGGUAUGCUGCAGAGCUGAUUUUGGCCAAUUGAGUGUUCUAUGACAAUGUUACACUUCGAGAGACAUUAUUGUUAUGUUCAAAAGCAACUGUCAUGUUACGUAUUGAAAUGUACUUUCUUCAUGCA
Coffea eugenioides is the source of this 2382-nucleotide messenger RNA. Its product is annotated as O-fucosyltransferase 10-like. The record is from RefSeq and is a predicted model, not a curated record. The transcript has 10 exons. The coding region runs from base 207 to 1937 and encodes 576 amino acids. Lineage: Eukaryota; Viridiplantae; Streptophyta; Magnoliopsida; Gentianales; Rubiaceae.